Messenger RNA from Suillus subalutaceus, 1898 nucleotides. Its product is annotated as cytochrome P450. Gene Ontology annotation, molecular function: oxidoreductase activity, acting on paired donors, with incorporation or reduction of molecular oxygen; iron ion binding; monooxygenase activity. The transcript has 13 exons. Lineage: Eukaryota; Fungi; Basidiomycota; Agaricomycetes; Boletales; Suillaceae. The coding region runs from base 1 to 1479 and encodes 492 amino acids. The record is from RefSeq and is a predicted model, not a curated record.
AUGCUUCAGCUACCUGACCUGUACAACGCGCAGCUUGUCCUCAGUGCUGCGGCUUGUCUUGGUGUUGUAGGAGUACUCACUAGGGCUUACCGUCAUAAAUCAGAGGGCCACCUUCCUCUCCCACCUUCCCCUCCCUCUUGGAGGCUUUGGGGGCACUUCCUGCCGCAUCACCACCCAUCCCUCAAUAUAGCGAGAUGGGUUGACAAGUACGGUCCUCUGAUCACCGUACGGUCAAGAUUUGAUAACAUCGUUAUUAUUGGCCGUUACAAGGCAGCCGUAGAUAUCAUGGAGAACCAGGAUAAAUUUACCGCCGAUCGUCCUCGCAUGAAUGCUGCUGGAGAAAUGUCUACCGGCGCAAUUAGUAUUGCGUUUGUGCCCUUUGGGGACAGGUUCCGUCGGAUGCGUAGAACACUUCAUUCGCAUCUCCAGCCUAAAGCAGCUGAGGCCUAUCAACCCCUGCAAAUGUUACACGCGAAGAAUACAGUUCUCGGCAUUCUCGAUGAUCCAUGCAACUAUCAUAACCAUAGUACGCCCACAUCUGCGACCGAUCCCGAAGUCGUUGAAAUCAAGCAACGGGUUAGGAUGUCUACUGCAGUCACGCGUCCUGGUGCUUACCUAGUGGACUGGAUCCCGUGGCUCAAAUAUCUUCCUUGGUAUGGACGAGACUUAAAACGGGCAUUUGAGAGCACCAAGAAACUCAAUACUGGUCAGCUGAACCGCGUGAAAGAGCAAAUGAGCGACAAGGACAUCGGUCCUUCGUUCGCGAAAUAUAUGCUAGAGAAUGUCCAUCUCCAUGGUUUGACAGAGAUUGAGAUGGCCUUUCUUGGCGGUUCACUUUUUUUAGCUGGAUCUAGUACCACUUCUGCAGCAAUAUCCACGGUACUUAUGGCAGCUGCAUGUUUCCCCGAGGAGCAAGCUCAAGUUCAAGCCGAGCUCGAUGCGGUCAUCGGAAGGCUCCGAGUGCCUACUUUCGCCGACCAAGAUUCUCUUCCUCGCCUGCAAGCAUUCAUCUCCGAGGCUUUGAGAUGGAGACCACCCUUGCCUACCGGUGCAUUAGCUCACCGAACAACCCACGAUGUGAUUUGGGAAAACUAUCGUAUUCCAGCUGGGACCACAUUGUUUGGCAACCUUUGGUCCAUCUCUCGAGAUCCAGAUGUCUACCCGGAGCCUGACGCGUUCAAACCUCAGCGCUGGAUUGACGACCAAUAUCGCCUAAAAGAUGAUUUAAAAUUCUUUGUCUAUGGCUUUGGUCGGCGCGUAUGCCCCGGUCAACAUGUUGCGAACAGAUCGGUGUUCAUCAACUCGCUCCUGAUCAUGUGGGCCUUCCAACUCACUCUGGAUCCUGCGGGGCCGCUGGAUGACAUGGGAUUUAUGAAUGGGGUGAUGUCAGAUGUCCCACCAUGUGCAAUUAAGUUUGAGACAAGGAUUACGGAGUUGGAGCUCAGGCGCAUGAUGCAGCAUUAUCCGCAGGAUGCAUGAGAAGCUUUGAUGCCUGGAUGGAUCAGGGAGAGAUCGAAGAACCAGUUCCCAACGAAUCGCCAAUUGUACGCAUUGGUGCAUCCCUUCAGGACUCGCAGUCUGUUGUAAUUUUGCCUUUCAUGCGAUUUCAACUGUGCGUUAUCAUCAUCAUUUAUCUCAUCUUAAACAGACCUCGUUCAAAUAAAGCAAGCACAUGACGGGACAAUUUGCAGCAGCAACUUGAACAAAAAUCGGGCACUGCCACGGGCAGGUACGGUAUACAAUUCAGGAGCGUGGGGUGGAGAUCUCAGCUAGACUGUCACUUCCAAUUUAGUUUGAUACAUCUACAGAUCCCACGCGACAUAUGCGGAUGGAUGAAAUUCACCGGUAUAGACGUGGAUAUAUCUUCCCACCCAAGCAACUCGAAAAAAUUGCGAGUU